This is a messenger RNA of Lobosporangium transversale, 764 nucleotides long. Its product is annotated as ribosomal protein s23. The record is from RefSeq and is a predicted model, not a curated record. Gene Ontology annotation, cellular component: cytosolic small ribosomal subunit; ribosome. The transcript has 5 exons. Bases 1 to 474 code for a protein of 157 amino acids. Gene Ontology annotation, biological process: translation. Gene Ontology annotation, molecular function: structural constituent of ribosome. Lineage: Eukaryota; Fungi; Mortierellomycota; Mortierellomycetes; Mortierellales; Mortierellaceae.
AUGACUCGGACAAGUUCUUCCUUGAUCAAAGCAAUUAAUUGUAAGGGAAAACCAAGAGGUCUCCAGGCUGCUCGCAAGCUCCGCACCACUCGUCGUGAGAACCGAUGGGCUGAUAAGCACUACAAGCGUCAGGCUCUCGGAACUGCUUUCCGUUUCUCACCCUUCGGAGGCUCUUCCCACGCCAAGGGCAUUGUUCUUGAGAAGAUUGGUGUUGAGGCUAAGCAGCCUAAUUCUGCCAUUCGUAAGUGUGUCCGUGUUCAGCUGAUCAAGAACGGCAAGAAGAUCACUGCCUUCGUCCCCAACGAUGGUUGCUUGAACUUUGUCGAUGAGAACGAUGAGGUUCUCAUUGCUGGUUUCGGUCGUUCCGGCCACGCCGUCGGAGAUUUGCCCGGUGUCCGUUUCAAGGUCGUCAAGGUUUCCGGUGUCUCCCUCUUGGCAUUGUGGAAGGAGAAGAAGGAGAAGCCUCGCUCUUAAAGGCUGACGGCACUUCCUCUUUAUUUUUUUUUUUCUGCAGUCGUCUGCAGCUGUACGAAAAUCUUUACAAUAAAUCGACAGAAUCGUGGACAAUCUUGUUUUCUUUAGACCCUGAAUCAGAAAUAUUCGUUCUGUCAUAUAUAUAAUUACGAAUAAUAGGGAUGUCGGCACGAACGCGAUGCACUUUUUUUAAACAACAAGAGAGAAGUGAUCUUGAUAUCUGUUACAGCUAGUCUGUUAGUUUUGUUAUAUCCCCUGUAGUGUAUGAUAAUGACGAAGCAAGAGCGUCA